Anastrepha ludens (Mexican fruit fly) is the source of this 5328-nucleotide messenger RNA. Its product is annotated as rho GTPase-activating protein 6-like. The transcript has 7 exons. Gene Ontology annotation, biological process: signal transduction. The record is from RefSeq and is a predicted model, not a curated record. Bases 1 to 1533 code for a protein of 510 amino acids. NCBI's taxonomy places the organism in Eukaryota, Metazoa, Arthropoda, Insecta, Diptera, Tephritidae.
AUGGCUGCAAUUUCACAAAUUUCGGCGCGAGUAACAUCGCAGUCGCCACAAAUAUCAGAGGACGUCGAUGUAGACGAAUAUGUGUUCCAGCUAAAAGCUGAGGAAUCAUCAGAGACGACAGAUAAUCCAGGACGAUUUUCACAAGUGUCGGCGAGAAUAGGAUCGCAGUCGUCACAAAUAUCAUCGGUAGUCAUUCCAGUCGGCAAAAAUAUUAUCGUAGAUCUCACAAAUGUUAGCAGAGUUGUCGCUAAGAAUAAAUGCGCCGCUGGGAAAACAGGAUACACGUAUGUAUAUCCAAACAACGAUGGUAAGCAACAGAAGCGACGGGUUCUACCUAAGAAAAAAGCGAUAACAACCAGUUUCUUUGAUAUCAGUAAAAAGGAGGACCAGAGCGGUGGCAAUGGCAUAUUUGGUAACUCCUUGGAAUGUUGUUUAAUCAAUGACAAGAAGCGCAAUUUAAAGGAAUGGUCUGAACGCGGUUCACGCAAUUCAAUUGCAUCACUUUUUCGUAGCGGUAGCGGAAGUGAAUCGUCAAGCAAGCUGCAUGAAAAUGUACGAUCAUAUGAAAGUCUACCCUUGAGCACAUUUUCUCUUGCAUCACCGCAUGGUGGUGAUAACAGUAUUGAUAGUGGACGUGCUUCUGGUUCGAAAUCGGGUUGCGGCUACUUUGGUAGUAUUUCAAAGUUUACAUCGAUGCAGAUGCAAAUUUCACGAAGCCAAUCUGAUAUAAGACGACGAAGUCAAGAUUUUGACUUGCAACGCUUCAAGCUGCAAGAUUGCACCGAUUUUAAGGAGCCCCAUGAAAUGUCUGAGAAUUUAUUACAAGUGCCUAAAUUCAUAUCGUCGUGCAUAAAAUAUCUCGAAGAGUAUGGCCUGCAUAUGGUUGGACUAUUUCGCGUGAGCACUUCCAAGAAGCGUGUAAAACAGAUGCGGGAGGACUUCGAUAAAAAUUCCAUGACAGCUAUUAAGGCCGAAACAUGUCCACAUGAUGUUGCAACGUUACUUAAAGAAUUCCUACGAGAUUUACCCGAUCCCCUGCUCUGUUCUGGACUUUACAAAGCAUUUCUAGAAACUCAAAAAAUACGCAACCGCCGACUACAGUUGGAGGCGAUAUCGCACUUAGUAAAACUGCUUCCAGUGGCUCAUCGUGAUACUCUCUACGUCUUAUUAAAGUUCUUAGCAAAGGUCGCAUCCUGUUCAGACGAUGUGUCUGGUCACGGUGGUAAUACUCAAGUUAGUGGAAAUAAAAUGGACAGUAAUAAUUUGGCAACCGUGUUUGCACCAAAUAUCCUACGUACAUCGCUGAAAAGUCUCUCAAACACCGCUACAGCAGAUAUAGCCGCUUGUGGCAAUAGCAACGAACAGGAAUCCAUGAGUGAUGCCAUAAAUGUGAUUAGAAUUAUGAUAGAUCAUUACGAGGAAAUUUUCAAAGUGCCAGCGGCUCUAAUUGACAUUGUAUAUGCCCACAUGCUGGACGAGUCUCCGGAAGAUCUUUAUUGCCUAUGCGAACAACGCUGUCAGAGUCUAAGGUAAGCUAUAACAAUAUAUUCCAAAAAUUAUAUAUUUUAUCGAUAUUUUCCGAAGCGUACAUUUUUCACUCUUAAAAGCUUAAAUAACUUUUAUACCGAAGGUGCUAAUACACAAAACGGUUUCUGUACUUCUAAUAGUCUAUCGGAAUUUAGUAUCUUUUUAAACAGUUGGUUUAAACAGCUGACGCACGUUUCGUGUUUUGCUUCACUAUCAAACAUCUUCAGUUUGGUCUAUAAUUAAACCAUGAAUCGUUUUACAAACGAACAACGCUUGCAAAUCAUUGAAUUUUAUUAUAAAAAUGCGUGUUCUGUUAAGAAAGUUUAUCGCGAGCUUCUUCCAUUUCAUGGUCAGUUUAAUCGACCCACUGAAGCGGCUAUUCGAGCCAUUGUGACUAAAUUUAGAACCAAAUGUACAUUAUUGGACAUCAAACCACCAACACGCUUACGUAGAGUGCGAACUGAAGAAAAUAUCGCAGCUAUAUCGGCCAGAGUUAAUGAGGACCAUCAAUUAUCGAUUCGUCGCCGUUCGCAGCAAUUGGGCCUCUGUUACUCAACAAAGUAGAACAUUUUGCGAAAGGAUUUUGGUGUGAAGCCUUUCAAAAAACAGCUGGUGCAAGAAUUGAAGCCGAACGACCUACCGCAACGCAGAAUAUUUGGUGAAUGGGCUCUUGCAAAGUUGGCCGAAGAUCCCAUUUUUUAUCGAAAAAUUGUGUUCAGCGACGAAGCUCAUUUUUGGAUCAAUGGGUACGUAAAUAAGCAGAAUUGUCGAUUUUGAAGUGAAGAUCAGCCAGAAGAAUUGCAAGAGCUACCAAAGUGUCCAGAAAAGGUCACAGCUAGGUGCGGGUUAUGGGCUGGAGGUAUUAUUGGACCGUACUUCUUCGAAGAUGCUGCGAACCGUAACGUAAUUGUGAAUGGUAAGCGCUACCGUGAAAUGAUAUCCAAACUUUUUUUGCCCAAAAUGCAAGAACUUGACUUGCAUGACAUGUGGUUUUAGCAAGACGGUGCCACAUGCUGCGAAACGUAACGUAACUGUGAAUGGUGAGAGCUACCGUGAAAUGAUAUCCAACUUUUUUUUGCCCAAAAUGCAAGAGCUUGACUUCCAUGACAUGUGGUUUCAGCAAGACGGUGCCACAUGCCACACAGCACGCGUAACAAUGGACUUAUUGAGAGGAGAGUUCGGUGAACAUUUUAUUUCACCUUCGGGCCCUGUCAAUUGGCCACGCAGAUCAUGCGAUAUAACGCCUUUAGAUUAUUUUUUGUGGGGCUAUGUUAAAGCUCAUGUCUAUUCAGACAAGCCUGCUUCAAUUAACGCAUUGGAUGACAACAUUAGAGCAUUUAUAUGGGAGAUACCGGCCAAAACAUUGGAAAGAGUAUGCCAAAAUUGGGGUAAGCGGAUGGACCAUUUGAAGCGCAGUCGCGGUCAACAUUUGCAUGAAAUAAUCUUCACACAUUAAAUUAUAUGGACUGAUUAUCGAUUUAAAUAAAAAUUCCAUGCAUUUUAAGUGUGCUUUUUUGACAAACUUUCCUAUAGCUCUUAAAAAAUCACCCUUUAGUAUACUAAUGUUGACAGACAUGUCUAUACCAAAGUAAUAAGGAUGACGAAGGGAAAAAAGUGAGAAAUUUCAACAAAACUGGGUACAUAUUUUGCUUUGGUUCAAGAUAUAUAUGUACGUUGGUGCUGAUAAAACUAAAAUAUUAUAUAUAUCUAUUUAUACGGUAUUAUGAAUUACGAAUCGAAUGAAUCUUCAUCCGAAUUUGUCUGUUUUGAAUUAUGGGUAGUGAAGCGAUAGGGUUAAUUGCACUAAAAAUAUGCACUUAUUUAUGAAUUUUUUUUGGAAAGAUGAUUCAUGUAAAUUUAUUUAUCCAAUUAGUAUACUAUAAACUCAUAUUUCAAAAAUAUUUUCAAAAAUUUGCACAAGAAAAUAUACAAAAUUGAGCCGUUGACAGCAGAUCUACGCAGACGUCUCGAAAAAAAGCAAUUUGCCGUGGACAGUUUUUCUCAGCAUUGGAUCAUCUGAAAUCAAAAAUUGCACUAAAAAUAUGCACUUAUUUAUGAAUUUUUUUUGGAAAGAUGAUUCAUGUAAAUUUAUUUAUCCAAUUAGUAUACUGUAAACUCAUAUUUCAAAAAUAUUUUCAAAAAUUUGCACAAGAAAAUAUACAAAAUUGAGCCGUUGACAGCAGAUCUACGCAGACGUGUCGAAAAAAAAGCAAUUUGCCGUGGACAGUUUUUCUCAGCAUUGGAUCAUCUGAAAUCAAAAAAUCAAAGAGUUUUCAGUAGGUAAUCAAUUGUCCGAGGUAACCCUGUCGAGUUUUUAUUAAAAAAAAUUUUUUUUUCAAUUUUUUUUUAACAUUUGAAGUAGAAGUGCGAUUUUUAGACGAUAAAUCGCACAAUAUUGUUUAUUGUAAAAUAAUUAAAAAUUGAAAAAAACCUCCCAGGGUUACCUCGGUAAUUAUGUAGAGAAAGUGUGUACAAAAUUUCAGGAAGAUCGGUCGAGUAGAUUCAGAGAAAAAGUGUCCACCGACUUGAAAAACGUCGUUUUCCAGAAAAUCGAUUUAAAGUUCGACCAUAGCAGGUAGCCGAGUCGGAGCGGCCAACGGUUAUAAUGCUCUAUCUUUGUGAGUUUUGCUCCGAUUGACUUAAAAUUUGGACACAACAUUCUUGAGAUUAUGUACAUUCAUUUUCUCAAAUAAACCAAAAUCGAUUUUUUUUACCCUAAAAACCCUACCCCCCCCCCCCCCUUAAGAUAUUCAAUAAAUAUAGGCGGGAACCGACGUGGAACUGCAGCAGGAAGUGAUUACUUCCAUCGCAGUGUAACGCCAUUAGAGCAGACAGUAGACGAAGUACUUAAUCUUCAGCGGGCAGCCAACCCCGCAGCACUUUGGGUAAUGCCGCAAAAUUUUCAAGCAGAAGGUUCAACAAACAAUAAUGACGAUACUCGUUCACCAGUAAAUGACGCACCGGACAGACAGAGGGUUUAAAAUGUGAACAACAUGGCUUCAAUAAAAAUUAUGAACGAAAUGCCAAAAAAGUCCGGCCAAAGCAAUCGAGAAGAACGUCAAAAUAUUCCCAUAAACGCAUUGCACAAGCAAAAAGAAAUGCAGAAAGCUUUUCAGAAACCAUAACAGGUAUGGAUAAAAAACAAACGAUAUUACUAUAUAUGUAAGAAAAAUAUAAUAAUAUAUGUACAUAUAUAAAUUAAAAAGCAAAAGAUAAAACUAUUAUUAAAAAUAAUAUCAGAAAAAAAAAAAAAUGGAAAUCGCGAACUCAAAAACUUAAAUAUACUAAAUCAGUCAAAGUAAAACGAUAUACCUUCUUAUUGUAAUAUUUUUAUCUCAAAUCAAUGUGUUCGGCCACCAAGCUUUUUCGGUAGCUAUUAGUUUUAAAAUUAAUUUGAAACGCUUUUAUUUAUUUCACAUUUAGAAUUUAUAUGUUCGCUUGAUUGUUAAUUUACCACUUAUCAAGUUCACCGGUCCCUGCUGAUGUCGCAAUGCGACAUUAUUAUUAUUAUUACCAGAGAACGUUAAUGUAUAGAGAAGUCUCACGGGCUACGAAUUUUGCGAAUUGUCAAAAAUGAAGUGAAACCGCGAAGACUUGUUCAUAUAUAAAAAACUAGCAAACCCGGCCCCCUUCGCUGGGCACACUAAAAUAGAAUAGAUAUGGUUUAGAACAGAAAAUAUAUGGUUUUCAUAUUAUUUAUUUCUUUAUUCUUUAUUCAAGCGCUUUGGCAUAAACAAUAUUUUUUGUUUUUCUAUGAUCAUCCAUGAAUUUUUCGUUUCAAUUUCUAUGUUUUAUUAAGCA